AUGGAACUGGCCAUCGACAGGGGGGACACCAACAGCCCUCGAAGAGGAACGAACCACCCCGGCCCAACGCCACCCAGAUGGCGCCUGAAGGAGAGGAACAAACAGAUGCUACAGGCGGCAGCCAUCGUCUCGGCCUGGAGCUGGGACGCCCAAUGCACGAGCGCAACCAGUAGUAUCGACGAGGAAGCGAAAGACCUCCGUAAAUACAUGAACGCGGCGUGCAAUGCCUCGAUGCCGCGCUCCAACCCGAGCAGUGGACAUUUGAACAAAGGAGUCUACUGGUGGACACCAGAGAUCGCGGAAUUGCGAGAGAGCUGCAACAGAGCCCGCAGAAGAUUCGCACAGGCACAGCGUCGCAGACAAACUCGCGACGAGGAAGAGAUCUCCCACACAUACGAGAAAUACAGGGAGGCAAGACGUACCCUCCAACGGGAGAUUAAGAUGGCCAAAGCGCGGUCCUGGACGGAACUCGUGGACGCGGUCGAGUCUGACCCAUGGGGGCGGCCGUAUAAAGUAGUGACGCACAAACUGCGUACCUCGGCUCCCCCGAUAACAACAAACAUGGAUCCGAUGCUACUGGACAAGGUCGUUGGGACCUUGUUCCCCAGACAGGACGACAGUGCAGGGCAGCCAGAAACGUCCCUCCCCUCCACCACACCCAACGAUAACGAUGAAGUGGCAACGACGACAACGGAGUGGAGUGAGGAGCUGCAUGUCACCGAGGAAGAGCUAUUAGAAGCGACGAAGAGGACAGCAGCCCGCGACGUGGCACCAGGCCCGGACGGAAUCCCAGGCCGAGUAUGGGCAGAGACGAUAAAUAUAAUGGCUCCCCGCCUGCGACACUAUUUGAUAGAUGCCUGA
This is a messenger RNA of Bombus pascuorum, 861 nucleotides long. RefSeq lists its product as uncharacterized. Lineage: Eukaryota; Metazoa; Arthropoda; Insecta; Hymenoptera; Apidae. The coding region runs from base 1 to 861 and encodes 286 amino acids. The record is from RefSeq and is a predicted model, not a curated record. The transcript has a single exon.